AUGAACAUCGACAGAAGGAAAGCAACGUUGUUCGGUGCAGCCGCUGCAGUCCGACUUCUCCUUUUCACUUCCUUUCCAGGCCUGCCGGAUCUGUUGACAGCACGCGUCGAAAUAUCAACGCCAGUGACCAGCUUCAAAAGAUUACAAGAAGGAGUCUUCCUCUACAAUCACAACGUCUCACCGUACGAUGGCGGAGUCUACCACCAAGCACCUCUCCUCUUACCCCUUUUCUCCCUCCUCCCGAGCUCUGCGACAUACCCCGCCUUUACAUACCUCCUCUACAUAAUACUGGACCUGUUGAGCGCAAAUGCUUUGAUGUGCAUUGCACAGUCUGGAGAAGCUGUGUCCUCGAAGCUCUUUACUUCCCCGAGGAAGGACAAAAGAUGGAGCAACUUUGCCAUUGCAGCAGCUUUUCUGUUUAACCCUUUCACGAUUGCAAGUUGUAUAGGACGACCAACGAGUGUAUUCACAAACUGCGCCAUCCUUCAUGCAAUCUCGAAAGCCGUGAACGGCAACUCCUUUACUGCCAUGUUCGCACUCUCCUUCGCAGCGUACCUCUCUAUGUACCCAAUCCUCUUAUUUCCACCUCUAGCACUGCUUUGUUAUGAUCGCCGCCCACCGUUGAAGAAUCCAGAAUCGAUCUACAGCUUCGUGCUUGGGAAUGCCGUUGCCGUGGGUGGAUCGUUAUACUCGCUCCUACAUAUGUCCUCUCUCAUAACUGGAUCAUGGGAGUUUCUAUCCUCUACAUACGGCGUUCAACUUCUGCUACCAGACUUGACGCCAAACGUUGGUCUGUGGUGGUAUUUCUUCAUUGAGAUGUUCGACUCUUUCAGGAACUUCUUCCUGGGAGUAUUCUGGAUCCAUCUCUCAUCCUAUGUCGCCGGUCUGACCAUUCGACUUCGACGACAACCACUAUUCGUUCUUACACUUCUUCUUGGAAUCUUCGCAAUCUUCAAGCCGUAUCCUUCCAUCUCUGACACAUCACUCUUCCUAGCCAUGUUACCACUUUACCGACACGUAUUUCCAUUGAUGAGAUACACGUUCUUGGCAUCAUCAACUGUCCUUUACGCAACUCUGCUCGGACCAGCUUUCUACUAUCUAUGGAUCUAUGCAGGAAGUGGAAAUGCGAAUUUCUUCUACGCCAUUACAUUGGUGUGGAGUUUGGGCUUGAGUCUGCUGACUUCAGAUGCAUUGUUUGCGGUGUUGAGAGACGAACUGGAAGUUGAGAGACCAGAGAUGAAGGGCAUGGAAAUACGGCAGAUAUAG
Molecule: messenger RNA, 1266 nt
Organism: Hyaloscypha bicolor E
Lineage: Eukaryota; Fungi; Ascomycota; Leotiomycetes; Helotiales; Hyaloscyphaceae
Product: GPI transamidase-like protein component PIG-U
Exons: 3
Coding region: 1-1266 (421 amino acids)
Biological process (GO): protein localization to cell surface; attachment of GPI anchor to protein
Cellular component (GO): GPI-anchor transamidase complex; membrane
Source: RefSeq, a predicted model, not a curated record